Messenger RNA from Saprolegnia diclina VS20, 164 nucleotides. RefSeq lists its product as hypothetical. The record is from RefSeq and is a predicted model, not a curated record. NCBI's taxonomy places the organism in Eukaryota, Oomycota, Saprolegniomycetes, Saprolegniales, Saprolegniaceae. The transcript has a single exon. The annotation marks the transcript as partial.
AUGGUGCACGCCAUCCCCGACGACGACGAGAAGCGCAACGUGCACGUCAUUGUCUGCGGCUGGAUGAACGGCACGGCGCGUCACGUUGCCAAGUACGCGGCCCUCUACAACGACCUCGGCUUCUCGGCCAGUACGAUCGUACUGAGUCGUGGCUUGGACUUUUU